CAGGAUGUCGGUCUUCCUGGAGGAGCUGCUGGGCGACAAGCUGGUGACGGGCUGUGGCGAGGAGGUGGACGUGCACUCGCUGGGCGCCCGCGGCAUCGCGCUGCUGGGGCUCUACUUCGGGUGCAGCCUGAGCGCCCCCUGCGCGCAGCUCAGCGCCAGCCUGGCCGCCUUCUACGGCCGCCUGCGAGGGGACGCGGCGGCCGGGCCGGGGGCCGGGGCCGGCGCCGGGGCGGGGGCGGCCGCGGACCCAGAGCCCCGGCACCGCCUGGAGAUCGUCUUCGUGUCCUCGGACCAGGACCAGCGGCAGUGGCAGGACUUCGUGCGGGACAUGCCCUGGCUGGCGCUGCCCUACAAGGAGAAGCACCGGAAGCUUAAACUUUGGAACAAAUACCGAAUCUCCAACAUUCCGUCACUAAUAUUCCUAGAUGCCACCACAGGGAAGGUUGUGUGCAGGAACGGGCUCCUGGUGAUCCGAGAUGACCCAGAAGGUCUGGAAUUCCCUUGGGGACCUAAGCCCUUCCGGGAAGUUGUUGCAGGGCCCUUGCUUAGAAAUAAUGGCCAGUCGCUAGAGAGCAGCAGCCUGGAGGGGUCUCAUGUCGGAGUCUACUUCUCUGCACACUGGUGUCCACCCUGCCGAAGCCUCACCCGAGUGCUGGUGGAAUCGUACAGGAAGAUUAAAGAAGCAGGCCAGAAGUUUGAGAUCAUCUUUGUCAGCGCAGACAGGUCAGAGGAGUCUUUCAAGCAGUACUUCAGUGAGAUGCCGUGGCUCGCUGUGCCCUACACUGAUGAGGCCCGGCGGUCUCGUCUCAACCGGCUGUACGGAAUCCAAGGCAUCCCCACGCUCAUCGUGCUGGACCCACAGGGGGAGGUCAUCACGCGGCAGGGCCGGGUGGAGGUGCUCAACGACGAGGACUGCAGGGAGUUCCCGUGGCACCCGAAGCCCGUGCUGGAGCUCUCGGACUCCAACGCCGUGCAGCUCAACGAGGGCCCCUGCCUCGUCCUCUUUGUAGAUUCUGAGGAUGAUGGAGAGUCUGAGACGGCCAAACAGCUGAUCCAGCCAAUAGCUGAGAAGAUCAUCGCCAAGUACAAAGCCAAAGAAGAGGAGGCGCCACUGCUGUUCUUUGUGGCAGGGGAGGAUGACAUGACUGAGUCCCUGCGAGACUACACCAACCUGCCCGAGGCCGCGCCUUUGCUCACCAUUCUGGACAUGUCAGCUCGGGCCAAGUACGUGAUGGAUGUAGAAGAGAUCACCCCAGCCAUUGUGGAGACUUUUGUGAAUGACUUCCUAGCAGAAAAGCUCAAACCAGAGCCCAUCUAGUGGGCUCUGGCCUCCCGAGACAGUAUUUAAGACACGGUCUCCCCCCUUCCUCCCCUCCGCCCCUGGACUUUUCCAGCGCGUCCUGAACCACAAACCCAAGUGUCCAACCUCUGUGGUGCCUUGUUUCUGCACUAACAACUCAGCUAGCGCCCAAAGGUGCACAUCCUCACGGCGGCAGUGGAACCCCCCGCGUUCGGAGAGGGCUGGGGUUCUGUGAGGAUGGCAUGACCAGCCAGCACCGGGACUGCCGCACUCUCCUGGUCACUAGCUCUUGGUAGAGGACCUGCCAGGGUCUUCUGCAGAGUGAGCAAGCAGGGACAGUGGAUUGGGGCUCUGACUCUGGGGUUGGCACACACACCUGUGACACUCGUACCUAGGGAGUAACAGAAGAAGGGGCGUUGCCUCAGCGGACAUCGGCUGAGAGCUGUUGGUGAACACAUGCUCUGUAAGGACAUAUUCUUUCUUGGUCUGAAGGGAGAAUGCCACGUCAGUGGGUUCUUGGGCAGGGGACUUCCAAAUCUGUAAGGAAACUUGUGGGUGUUUGUUUUGGUGGGAAAAUGAAAAGCUGAGCUAACCAUUCAUAGAACGCUUACUGUGUGAUUAGUUUCUUGAUCCCCCUAUCUUUCUUCCCUGCUCUGGACCACCCCCCCAGAUUUCUGCCCAUACAAAAAUCUCCCACUAUCUUGGAAUGUUGGUAAUGAACUCUCCCUCCUGGGUGUCUUUCCAAGGUUCAUCCCCGAGUUCCUGGAGCAGUGCUGUGGGCCUCUCUGUGGGCUGCUUCUGUGCCCGAAGUCACUGGACCUCUGCAGAGGCAGCUCAGCCCAUUCCUGUUCCACGUUCUUUUCAAACUGGAUCAAAAAAGCAAUGAGAGUUUCCUUUUCUCUAGAAACCUGAAGAAAGGGCUGUGCUCUAGGGAGAAGUGAGGGCAGAGGGCAUGCCAACUAGAGUUGCCCUUGAUCUCCUUUGCUCGGCCCAGGAAGCUGAACUGACCACAAAAACGGAAACACCAGCUCUGUUCUUAGGACCUGGGCUUUGGCCUAGGGAUUCCCAGGACUUUAGUCUGUCACAGCCUGGUGUCUCACAGCACCUGGGCCUCACCCUCAGCUCCGCUCCACACUACCAGCCCAAACCACUUAUUUUCCAGUGGCCCUCCGCAACAAGCUGUUGACACUGUUCCUUGCUGAAUUGGGUUGUUGAUUUGUAGUUCAGAGGUACAACAUUAGUUGGUAAUUAGUCUGUUGGAUGCUGCCAGCCUGAAAUACAAUCACCUAGAAAGAAAUAAAGCCAGCCUCCCUGGACCUUACCCUUCA
Molecule: messenger RNA, 2628 nt
Organism: Psammomys obesus (fat sand rat)
Lineage: Eukaryota; Metazoa; Chordata; Mammalia; Rodentia; Muridae
Gene: Nxn
Product: nucleoredoxin
Exons: 8
Coding region: 5-1318 (437 amino acids)
Molecular function (GO): thioredoxin-disulfide reductase (NADPH) activity
Source: RefSeq, a predicted model, not a curated record